Geodia barretti is the source of this 237-nucleotide messenger RNA. The record is from the annotation of a GenBank genome assembly. Lineage: Eukaryota; Metazoa; Porifera; Demospongiae; Tetractinellida; Geodiidae.
CACUGGACCACUCCCAUGAUGCCGGUGUAUUCUGUGACCCAAAUCCUGAUGAGGUUUGCCCAGUUCAUGAUGAUGUCUCCAGUAAUGGUGCUGGGGAAGACUGCAGCGCUGUACAGUUUUCGAGGAGCUGCUUGCAAAGGUACGGUAACUGUGUGCCCUACAAUGCCCGAGAGAUGCCAACCCUUGCGACGACUUUUACGAGUCAGGAGUGGACUACGUGUACAUUCCCUACGAGAG